This is a messenger RNA of Anolis sagrei ordinatus, 1041 nucleotides long. The record is from RefSeq and is a predicted model, not a curated record. Lineage: Eukaryota; Metazoa; Chordata; Lepidosauria; Squamata; Anolidae.
AUGGCGUCUCCUUCUCCGCGCCCGGAGGUGUACCGGUGCUCGGAGUCGUCGGGGCUGGAGCCGGGGGAGUCUGCGGUGCCGAGCUCGCUGCUGUUCGGCCUGGGCCUGGCGGGCAACGGUCUGGCGCUGGCGCUCCUGUGGCGGCACCGCUGCGCCUCCCGCCUCCGCCCUCAGCAGUGCGCCCUCCCUCCGGAGCGGCCCCGCGCCUCCGCCUUCUACCUGCUGGCCUGCGCCUUGGUGGCCACCGACCUGCUGGGCAAGUGCCUGCUCAGCCCCAUGGUGCUCGCCGCCUACGCCAAGAACCGCAGCCUCAGCGCCCUCGGAGGGGGAGGAGAACGAGGAGGGGGAUCGGGAGGAGGGGGCUUGUGCGCGCCCUUCGCCUUCCUCAUGGCCUUCUUCGGGCUGGCGCCCACCGCCCUCCUACUGGGCAUGGCGCUGGAGUGCUACCUCUCCCUGGCGCAGCCCUACUUCUACGAGAGGCACACCAGCCGGCGUCGGGGCGCGCUCCUGGCCGGGCUGGUGGGCGCCCUCUGCGCCACCCUCUGCGCCCUCCCGCUCCUGGGCUUCGGGCGGACGGUGCAGUACUGCCCGGGCACCUGGUGCUUCAUGAGCCUCCGGGGGAGGGGGCGGGAGUUCGCCGCCCUCUACGCCAGCCUCCUGGGCGCCCUGGUCCUGGCCGUGGCCGCCACCAACCUGGGCACCAUGCACUGCCUCUACCGCAUGGCCCUCCGGCAGCCCCCCCGACACCCCUGGGCCAAGAGGAGGAGGAAGGGGCCCUUCCCCGGCAGGGGCGCCACCGAGGAGCUCGCCCAGAUCGCCCUCCUCGCCCUCAUGACCGCCCUCUUCACCGUCUGCUCCAGCCCCGUCAUCUGGCUGUUGGCUGGUUUCCAGGACAAUGUCCUGCAGGUUUUUGCUCCAGAUGAAGUCAUCCAAGGUACUGAAGCCUAUCCUGAAACAGAAAUGCACCAGACUAGCAUCAAAGGCAGCCAGAUACACCAUUCCCAAUCCAUGGCAUCAGCAGGUCUGGCCCAGCUGGACUGA